ACAAAAUGAAGGAAGUACUUUGUAUUCUGUUUCUUGUUCUUGUUUCAGUUUCAGAUGCAAAAGUAACGAAACCAAACACCGAAAACUUCCUCAGAUGUCUUCGUUCUCGGACAAGUCAAGCGCAACCGAUCACCCAAGCAAUCUAUACCCCUAAUAACUCCAGCUUCGUGACAUCUUACGUCUCCUACACGAAAAAUAAAAGGUGCUCAAACCCUAACAAUACAAACCUAAUAGCCAUCGUUGCUGCAGAACAUGAAUCUCAUGUUCAAGCAACAGUGGUCUGCGCAAAGUCCAACGGAGUCCAGAUCCGAACCCGUAGCGGCGGUCACGACUUGGAUGGCCUUUCCUACGUCUCGUCUAUACCUUUUGUAGUUCUCGAUAUGUACAAUCUCCGGUCUAUUACCGUUGACGUGCCAAGCAAGAAAGCUUGGGUUCAAGCUGGGGCCAUUUUGGGAGAGCUAUACACCAAAAUCGCUGAAAAGAGCAAAACGCUAGCGUUUCCAGCUGGUAUCUGCCCAACGGUAGGAGCAGGAGGACACAUCAGUGGUGGAGGGUACGGGAAUCUGAUUAGAAAACACGGACUCUCGGUGGAUCAUGUCGUUGAUGCUCAGUUAGUUGAUGCCAACGGCAAGAUCUUGAAUCGUGCCUCCAUGGGGGAAGAUCUGUUUUGGGCGAUCAGAGGCGGUGGAGGGGCAAGCUUUGGCGUUAUUCUCUCAUAUACAAUCAACCUAGUCGAGAUCCCAGAGACUAUAACAGUGUUUAAAGUUAACAAAACAUUAGAACAAGGAGGCACUGAUGUUCUGUACAAGUGGCAGCUUGUCUCUAGCAAGUUGCCUAAUGAGCUUUUCUUGAGAGCAAUGCCUGAUAUCAAAAUCGGAGCGAAACCCGGCGAUAAAACCAUCGCGGUUAAGUUCUACGCUCAGUUCUUAGGCUCAGCCAAGAAACUAAUGGAGAUUAUAAACAAGAACUUGCCUGAACUAGGGUUAAAACGUGAAGAUUGCUAUGAAAUGAGCUGGCUUAACACGACGUUGUUUUGGAUGAACUAUCCGCUUGGUGCACCAACGAGCAUUCUUCUGGAUAGACCAUCCGGUCCACCAGGACAAUUCUACAAGGGCAAAUCGGAUUACGUCAAGAAACCGAUACCUAGAGAAGGCAUGGAGAAGAUUUGGAAAACAAUGUUGAAGUUCAACAAUGUGUGGAUGCAAUGGAACCCUUACGGUGGAGUGAUGGACAAGAUUCCGGCGAAUGCUACGGCCUUUCCUCACAGGAAAGGGAACUUGUUCAAGAUUCAGUACUUUGCGUUAUGGACCGACGCAAACGCUACGGAUGCUAAUCUAGGUUUGAUGAGAGAGCUCUAUGGUGUGGCUGAGCCGUACGUGUCAAGCAACCCUAGAGAGACGUUUUUGAAUUAUAGAGACGUGGAUGUUGGAAGCAAUCCGAGUGGAGAGACAAGUAUUGAAGAAGCUAAGGUCUAUGGAUCGAAAUAUUUUGUGGGGAACUUGAAGAGAUUGAUGGAUGUUAAAGCUAAGUGUGAUCCUGAUAAUUUCUUCAGGUACGAGCAGAGUAUUCCUCCUCUUCUUGCAAUGUAA
Raphanus sativus (radish) is the source of this 1589-nucleotide messenger RNA. RefSeq names its product berberine bridge enzyme-like 17. NCBI's taxonomy places the organism in Eukaryota, Viridiplantae, Streptophyta, Magnoliopsida, Brassicales, Brassicaceae. Gene Ontology annotation, molecular function: FAD binding; oxidoreductase activity. The record is from RefSeq and is a predicted model, not a curated record. Bases 6 to 1589 code for a protein of 527 amino acids. The transcript has a single exon.